Suillus subalutaceus is the source of this 1326-nucleotide messenger RNA. RefSeq lists its product as uncharacterized. Bases 1 to 1326 code for a protein of 441 amino acids. The transcript is spliced from 9 exons. The record is from RefSeq and is a predicted model, not a curated record. Lineage: Eukaryota; Fungi; Basidiomycota; Agaricomycetes; Boletales; Suillaceae.
AUGCAAUCCGACGACCUCCCAUGGCCAGAACUUGGCAAUGUCUCCCGUGGCGCCACCAGGGGCAAUCAAGGUCAAAAAGGUGCUUUGGGCCCUCCUGAUGCCGAAGGUCGUUGUGUGCUCCAGCUACGAGUUCAACCCGGCGUGCUGGCUGUGAAGCUAAACCGACGUUCAAGCGAUUGGUAUCGAACCCUCGACAAUGAAGUCAACCGCGCCCUGAAAUUGACAAAAACGUACUGGAGAAAAGCAAGAAGACGUCAAGACUAUGACGCUCGCGCAGACCAAGACCACAUGGAAUUGCAUGAGUGGUUGCAACAGCUCAAGGAUAAGACAAUGUCACAUCUAGAGGUCCUUAUGCAGAAAGGCGACAUUCAGGGCCCCCCAUACGUGAUGCCUGACGAUAUCGAGCUCGCCUUUCUGAGGAAGUUUAUUGAGCGACACAAUGCAGGCAUCCCCCACAACCCCCGAUUGCGACAUCUCGGUCCCAACGCUCCCCAGCUUCCACCCAUCGACGACUCCAUGGAGGUCUCAACACCUGAACUAUCCGAAGGGAGUUAUCCGCCCUCCAGUUUAGUGGAUCAUAUCGCUCGAUUGCAGCCAGAAAGUGGUUCAAAUGUUUCAAGUCCAAAUUAUGUGCACUCACCGGGCACAUCUCGCCCACAUGUCAUUCGAACAUCCUCCUCGCCUUCAACAGCGACGUACGAGCAACUCCUACAAGACGCGCAGUCAUCUGGCCAAUACCUUCAAGAAGCACGGACAACGCUCGCGCGCGCGCAGUCACAGACACAAGAUGCGUUUCAACGGUAUACUGUUUGUCUGGAAGCGGAAGCCCGUGCUAGGCGGGAUGUCAACGCCGCCGAACAGCAUCGUGACGAACUCAUGACGGCUCUUCUCUCUAGAACUCAGAGUUCAACAGAUUACUCGCGGCAGUCAUCACUACCCCAUGAUGAUACUUCUAGUCAACAAGACCAUUCAUAUUCGUCUCAUCAUCUUGUCGACCGGAGACCCUCAGCUGACAUGGUACCAUCACAAAAUAGUCCCAGAGUUGACUGGCGUCAGCCAGAUAUGACAGGGUCGUUCACUGGGGCACUCGAAGCAAUCCCACAAUCUGAGAUGCGAUCAUCAAGAGAUCCAUCCUACAGGCCAGAGCGCAAGCACUCGCGGAACUGGGAGGAGGGUGGUCAGGUUGACGAACCUGGUCCUGAGAAGACGACAGACCUUCAGGAUUCAAAUCUGCCACCACGCAAGCGUUUGCAUCACAUAAUAAAUCCAUCUGGUCACAGCGCACCUUUGAUAUCUCAGGCCAUAGCACUGCCUCUACGACUCUGA